This is a messenger RNA of Pyricularia oryzae 70-15, 1556 nucleotides long. RefSeq lists its product as uncharacterized. The transcript is spliced from 2 exons. The coding region runs from base 85 to 1317 and encodes 410 amino acids. Gene Ontology annotation, cellular component: cytoplasm. Gene Ontology annotation, biological process: maturation of SSU-rRNA. The record is from RefSeq and is a predicted model, not a curated record. NCBI's taxonomy places the organism in Eukaryota, Fungi, Ascomycota, Sordariomycetes, Magnaporthales, Pyriculariaceae.
CCCACCAAUGCGACGCCUCCGUUGCUUAGGGAAUUUCUGAACAUCAACAAACGAAUUUUCUAUUCAUGCGCCAGGCCAUACACAAUGGUCAACUACGAUAGUGAUUCUUCAGGAGAGGGGGAGGAUUACACCGAGACUGAUGUUCUUCUUGGAUAUACCUCCAAGGAAGCAGGAGCAGAAACAGUUAGCCGUCUCGGUGGCCGUCCUGAUUGGAUAAUAGCAGACAAGCCGCCAUCAGCAGCGUUGGCAAAAUGCAAAGUCUGCAAGGACCUUAUGGUCCUCCUACUGCAGCUUAACGGAGAACUCCCAGACCGUUUCCCAGGCCAUGAGAGGCGACUCUAUGUAUUCGCUUGCAGGAAAAAGUCAUGCCGGCGACAGGAGGGCUCAGUUCGUGCCCUUAGAGGUCUAAAGGCAUCUGCACUAUCGAAUGUUCCUGCGGCGGCGGCAAAGGCCCCGGUGGAAAAGCCCCCGGCAGCCAAACCCGCGCAGCCCAGCACAGGACUAGGCGAGUCCUUAUUCGGUGUCAAACCAUCUACUGGCGCCAGUUCCGGUGCCGCAAACCCCUUUGCAAACCCAUUCUCAACAAAACCACAGCCAGCCGCAGGAGCAAACCCCUUCAGCACCGCCAGCAGUAAAGUCGAAGCACCACCUGCCCCCGAGGCAGCACCCGCAAAGCUAGAAGCCGAGACCAAGACUCUCCCGGCAACCUUUGCAGAGAAAUUGAACAUCAACAACACACAACCCCCCGCCGGACCACCACCCCCGCCGGAACCGUGGCCCGCGGAGGAUGCGCAGCCCAAGGCCUACCCGGUCUCGUGGAUCUCGGAUGCUGAGUACGAAACUCUCGAGCCGACGCCGAUGCCGCGCGUGCCCACCGUCUCAAUGGAUAUUGACGAUACUGCCGGCGGCUCCGGAGGCAAGGAGGACAAGGUUGUCUUUGAGAGCAGUAUGGAUGCUCAGUUCCAAAAGUUUGCGGACCGCGUGGGUGAGAACCCGGAGCAGGUCAUCCGCUACGAGUACAGCGGCAGCCCGUUGCUGUACAGCAAGGAUGACAAGGUUGGAAAGGCGCUGGAGGCUGGCAAGAUACCGUCUUGUGCCAACUGUGGUGCCAGCAGGGUGUUUGAGGUACAGCUUGCGCCGCAUGCCAUCACGGAGCUGGAGCGGGAGGAGGACGGAUUGGAUGGUAUGGAUUGGGGUACUGUGAUCGUCGCCGUUUGCUCCAAAGAUUGCCAGGAAAGAGGCGUAGGCGAGGCUGAGGUUGGUUACGUGGAGGAAUGGGCUGGGGUGCAGUGGGAGGAGCUCACAAUGAAGAGGUAGUCCAGUAUGGUUGCGAUCACACACAUGAAAAAUAUCAUAAACAUGGCAAUGGCUUCGGAGCCGGUGGCUUUUAGGUAACAAUGGAUCUGCCAUAUAUACCCAGCAAAUUCGUCCACAACAAAACUUGUUGUUCAUGCAGGCAUGGCUUCAAUAGCUCAUAGCCCCUGUAACAUUCCACGGCAUCGACUAGCACCAAGAUCGCAUAAACUCCGCCUCAACCUGAACGCAUGGCUUUUGUC